Molecule: messenger RNA, 855 nt
Organism: Nymphaea colorata (pocket water lily)
Lineage: Eukaryota; Viridiplantae; Streptophyta; Magnoliopsida; Nymphaeales; Nymphaeaceae
Exons: 2
Coding region: 1-855 (284 amino acids)
Biological process (GO): proteolysis
Cellular component (GO): cytoplasm
Molecular function (GO): manganese ion binding; metalloaminopeptidase activity
Source: RefSeq, a predicted model, not a curated record
AUGCAUGCUGUUGGCCGUGCAAGUGAUAAGGAGCCUGUUUUCGUUAACAUCGCCUAUCGUGGAAACCCAGAUUCACAAGACUGGACUGCAUAUGUUGGAAAGGGUGUCUGCUUCGAUACUGGAGGACUCAAUAUCAAGCCAGCUGGGAGCCAUGACUGUGCUUUCUGCCUUUCAAUCCGUUGUCAGGGAAAAGGCCAGAAUCAACUUGACUGCACUAUCGGCCUCGUUGAGAACUUUAUCAACGAAAACAACUACAGACCUUCUGACAUUAUUACAAGUCGCAAGGGACUGACCGUUGAAAUCGGAAACACUGAUGCUGAGGGACGCUUGGUCUUGGCUGACUGCAUGAAUUGGGUUCAGGAGAAUUUCAAUGUUAAGGUGUUGAUUGAGCUAUCAACUCUUACUGGAGCUAUGAUCACCUGCUUGGGAAGUGACGCUACCGGACUUUUCAGUAAUGAUGAGGGCCUUGUUCAUGAUCUGAAGGCUGUUGGAGAAAAGAUCCAUGAACGCUCUUGGCAUCUUCCUGUCAACAAAUAUCAUAAAGAUAUUAUUACCCCCAAAUACUGCGACCUCACCAACCACUCAGGAAAAGCCGAAGCUGGAGCCAGUCAAGCUGCUGCCUUCUUGAAGGAGUUUGUUGAGCCAGGUGUUAAAUGGGCUCAUUUGGACAUCGCUGGAACAUCUAUGGUCAACAAUGAAGCCACCGGAUGGGGAUCCCGCCUAUUGUCGAGUAUGCUUGUGAAGCUAGCAUCAGGGAGAAAGAGCAUGGAAAAGAUCAUUCUUAACAUCAUGGCAUGGACAUGGCAUGGACAUGGGCAUGGACAUGGACAUGGACAUGGGCAUAAGCAUCAUUGA